UACGCGCCCUCUUGAUCUUCUACGCCCUCGCCAGCGGUCACGUCGUCGCAGGCGGGCCUGCCCGCGGCGGAGAAGACGCCCAAGGUUGACACCGCGCUGGUCUCCAAGAAGGGCCCUGCCCACCUCUCGCGUCCCGGGGCCAGGAACGUCGGCGCGAACCGAUUGCUCAUCAACGUCGGCUACAACAUGUUACCCUGCUAUGCCCCAUGGCCCAAGAUCACUCAAGCAGAUGUCAGGAAAUAUAUGACUGUGUUUAUUAAGGUAGACAGAGAUGGAGAUGGGAAGAUUACUGGUGAAGAGGCAAGGAAUUUGUUUUUAAGUUGGUGGUUGCCAAGAGAGAUCAUAAGGAAGGUGUGGGAUUUAUCCGACCAGGAUAAGGAUGGGAUGCUGUCCUUCAAGGAAUUUUGUUUUGCUGUGUACUUAAUGGAGAGGUUCCGAGAGCAGCGACCACUUCCUGAUGUAUUACCAGAUGGUAUUUGGGCGGAGGGAAUUUCGCUACCCUCUACUGGCCAGUUUGCAGAAAACCCUAGUGGCCUGGCUCCCCAUCCAAGUGCUGGGGUUACAAGUAGAGCAAUGCAAGGACCACAUCCUGGAAUGCCUCCUUCAUCUGUGAAGCGACAACAUCGAAGGCCUCUUCAUUUUGAUGAUGAUACUACGCAAACUGAACCACAAAAACCUAAGGUCCCAGCAUUGGAGAAACAUUUGGUUGGCCAGCAUAGCAAAGAGGAAGGAAAUGCACUUGAAGCGAAGUUCAAGGAAGCUUCAGAUGCCGAUAAAAAGGUUCAAGAGUUGGAAAAGGAAAUACUGGAUUCCUGGGAUAAGACUGAUUACCAUCGCACCAAGAUGCAGGAGCUUAUUCUCUACAAGAGUAGGUGUGAUAACAGGUUUAAUGAAGUCUCAGAAAGUAUGUCUGCUGAUAAGCGUGAGGUUUCUAUUAACAGAGAAUCAAAAUCAAGGCCUGUAGACAUGCAAGAGUUUCAGUCCAUUACCAACAAUCAUUGCUGCACCAGCCAGCCUGUUAGAGAGGUGUCAAUAUCGUCAUCACCAUCCUCUAGCAGGAUGAUUGGGAUCUCAAAAAUUCAGGUUAUUGUAUAUAUUGGCAACUUUAGCCCAUUCCCGAUGCAAUUUGAAGACAAUUCUACAAUUGAGCACAUUGUGUGUGCAGCUUUUCAAAAAAAAAUAUCAGCAAAUUUGAUGCAAUUAUCCGAGUGAAUAGCCGCAAUGCUUAUCUUCAGGAUACAUUGUCUUAUUUGAACAUUAAUAACGACAAAGAGUGUAGUCUCUAUAUCGGUCCUCGGCUACGGGGAGGUCAGCCUCCUUCAAGCUCUAAAUGCCCUGUCCCUCCAAGUACUGAGUUAUUCAUCAAAUAUUUAUCAAGGCUUGGGGAUGAACUAUUCGACGUGGUACUUUUUCCAUCAGAUCCAGCCAUAGACUUUGUUGGUAUGGUUCCGUAUUUUGUUUCUCUGGGAUUACAAGGUAUUGAGAUAGCUCAAAUGCUUUUUGAGCUUCUUGAAAGUUACCAUGAGAGACAGAAGUGCGUUUCACAUUUCAUCUUGGCAAACCUUGAGUAUGAUAGUACCUCCAAAAAAUUACUGUUUAGAGGCAGUGUACGAAUAGUGGAUUUUGAUCACAAUAACUACUGCGAGAAUAUGUCUGAUGCUGGCACGGUUUUAUCUGAAAUAUUCCGGUUCGAUGAGUUGAAGCUCCUGGCCGGUUAUUCUGGAAUACGGAUACCACCUGGGACUGCUAACAAUAAUGGCAAGAUCCCCAAGCUUGUACAGCUGUUGAUUCAUGACCUGCAAACUGGAAUAAGAGUAUUCCCUGGUGCUGGCAUGAGCAAGCGUGCAAGGGCUUAUUUCCGCUGCCAUGUCGGUGCGAUGACCUCGGCUGCACGCCUAGCCUUUUGGUUAACAUCGGAGUUACACUUUGAAUAUAUGGGCGGUGAGCAAUUUCUGGACACUUUUAUCGGUGAACUCCAUGUACCUGAUUGGUCAACAUGUGCAAUCCGUUCACCUGCAAUGAUGACAGUAUAUCUUUGGCGGAAUUACAACACCUCCUCCUUGGGAUGCCAAUUGUCCUGUUCGCGUAAUUUUUUAAGUCAUGCUCGAGAAAAUUUAGGUGCCCUGCUUUCAGAAAAACAGGCUGAGGCGUACCUGAACAUUGUGUUUGAGUGGCUGUUGUACUAUCUGCUGUUGAAGUCUUCGUUUCCAGGAGCGGUGAUCAAUUGGAACAAACGUUCUCUACCCCCGGCACUGCCGCCGCCGCCGCCACCUUAUCCUGUGCCUGCUGGCCCAGCUCCAAGGCAACUCAAGUUCUCCAACAACUUUACGUUUGACCAAUUGAUUGAUACCAGUGGAUACUUGAGUGACUGUUAGGAUUGAUCCUCAGAAAAUCUUAUUGGCGUAGCUGUUACAGCUUGUUGUGUUCUUCUACCCAAGUGGAUUGGAUUCAAACUUGUCCAGACUUUGUUACACUUGUCCACCUUGUUGUCUAUCAUCUUGUAUCAUGUAAACGGCCAAAUGUUGCAGUCCUAAACAAACUUUGUAAUAUAAACUUGAAUAACCGGAGUCUUAUCUUGUGCGUGCAACAGUGUAUACAGUUGUGGUAAGUCUGAUGAUCUCUAGGAGUAACUGAUUCUGGUAAUUAAUUGAGCUAUUACUUGAAUAA
Molecule: messenger RNA, 2667 nt
Organism: Triticum dicoccoides
Lineage: Eukaryota; Viridiplantae; Streptophyta; Magnoliopsida; Poales; Poaceae
Product: intersectin-1-like
Exons: 12
Coding region: 187-1212 (341 amino acids)
Biological process (GO): endosomal transport; endocytosis
Cellular component (GO): cytoplasm; plasma membrane
Molecular function (GO): protein binding; calcium ion binding
Source: RefSeq, a predicted model, not a curated record